Molecule: messenger RNA, 534 nt
Organism: Lathyrus sativus (Indian pea)
Lineage: Eukaryota; Viridiplantae; Streptophyta; Magnoliopsida; Fabales; Fabaceae
Source: the annotation of a GenBank genome assembly
AUGCAGGGAGCAAAGAAAGCCGGAGAGACCAUUAAGGAAACAGCUGCCAACAUUGGUGCUUCAGCAAAAUCUGGUAUGGAGAAGACCAAAGCCACCGUCCAAGAAAAGACUGAGAAAAUGAGCGCACGUGAUCCGAUACAAAAAGAGACGGCAACCCACAAGAAAGAGGCAAAGAAGAACCAGGCAGAGUUAGAUAAGCAGAUGGCGCGUGAACACAACGCGGCAGUUAAGGAAUCUACCACGGCAGCCCAAAUGGGUCAGGCCCACCACAACACGGGGACUGGAACCACCACAUACCCUACCACGGGUGCCCACCAGGCCGGCACGUACUCUACAACAGGAAAUUAUGGACAGCCCACGGGGACGCAUGAGAUGUCAGCCAUGCCUGGACAUCACAGUGACCAUGUUACACAGGGAGUGGUGGGCUCACACACUAUUGGGACCCAUAGAGACGGGACUGCUACGGCUCAUAAUACUCGUGUUGGUGAAAAUCCAAAUGCCACAGGGUAUACCACUGGUGGUAAUUACAAGUGA